Molecule: messenger RNA, 2425 nt
Organism: Ceraceosorus guamensis
Lineage: Eukaryota; Fungi; Basidiomycota; Exobasidiomycetes; Ceraceosorales; Ceraceosoraceae
Exons: 4
Coding region: 122-2230 (702 amino acids)
Source: RefSeq, a predicted model, not a curated record
CAACACUUUCGUCAGCUUGUAUCAUUCAUCGACUGCCUUCGCCGCUCAACAGCGCAUCCACGACAUCAGCCAUUGCUUUCAACACACUUGAAACUGCAUACGACCUCACCAGCACUUCAACAUGUCUUCAAAUGUAGCAGUGCAACCUAGCCAAAGCGAUCCAAGUGGUGCUGAUGCAAAUCAAUCAGGAUCAAAGUUUAAGCGCUUUCUGAAAAAGUUUGGUCGCAGGACGUCGGAUGACGUUGCUGGCGGUCAUGUUGAAGGGUCCAACGUCGACACGCCUAAUGCACAGAACGGUUCCCCUUGGGCUACGAAUGGCGGUGAAGGACUGCCAAACGGUCACAGGAGCAGCGGCCACACGCCAUCUGGCGCUGCUCCGGACCCGACUGUCUCGGACUACAAGAGCAACGAGAAAGGCACUGGUCGAUCGAGGAGAGGUAGCGCGAAAGCGCCCACGCCAAUCUUGCCUCCACUGAGCUCCAACAAUGAUCGUGCUGCCGUCGGUCAAAAAUCAGGCGUCACCCCCUCCUCGCCUGCCGCAGCGCUGGGACUUGGGUUUGAUGCCUCUCGUGCACCUGAUCUUGCUGGAACGCUGCAAUUGCCUCAAAAUGAUGGGUCAAACAGCCCUCCGCCUCAGAUUGGCGGCUUACCAACAUUGGAAGCGCUUAGGCCUGCAGACGUCAUCGCGAGCGCGCCGCAGAGCAAUAAUGCAGGGCCCGCUCCAGCAGAGGUUCCCCAACUGCGAGAGGACGCAAAGCCAUUGGAAGAUUUGACUACAGCUGGACUUGCUGAUGGGCCCAAUACAGCUUCGGCUGCUGCAGCUGCUGCGAUAGCUCCAACCGAGCCGCUGCUGACGGCCGAGACCGCAUACUCUGGUCACAUAGACGGUGACGGCGACGAAGCACCGCAAUCGAGCGGCGCAAUUGUCAGCGACGAGGUCUUGCCCGCUCAAGCCGCCACUACAGCAGCUUCGCAGGAUGGGUCGAGCUCUGCUAGCGGAUAUGAGCCCUCUUUGGGUGCCAGAACCGCCGACACUGGAAAGCACAGUCGUGCAAGCACAAAGCCGACUACGCUGAUGAGCUACGAAGGACGUGAUGGUGCUGCUCCCUCUUUGGCCGGCAUUGCUACUCACAGGCAUGGCGAUGCUACUUCUUCAGCUCCGGGUGCCGCCUCCGCAACCCCGGUCAUCUCGUUCGUUGACCCUUCCAUUUCGGUACCAGGGGCAGACGAGCCUGCUUCUUCAGAGCCAUUCAUCUCGGUCCCAGCACUCUCGCGUCCUCACCCCUCCAACAAUCCUGCUCCUGGCGCAAUCCCGCCUGACAAUGCAUCGGUCCUGACGCUCGCUUCCUCCACCGCAGCUGCCUCGAUCGGUGCGGGAACAGGGUACGCUGCAUCGUCUCGACACGGGCAUGCUCAUGCUCCGUCUCUAGGCGGUGCAAGAUCCAUCGUCGGGUCUCUCAUGGGAGAACGUCGGAACUCUAGCGAUACGUAUGCUAGUGUCAAGGCGCUACCUCCUCAAAGCAGAAGGGGCAGCGACUCGUCUAUGCGCACGGGUAAGGAAAGCAUUCCUGCUUCCGCUACCGGUCUCAACUCUGCCAACGCUAUGCUUGUUGGUGGAGCCGGAAGUAGCGCUGCGAGCUUCAGGGAUGCAAAUACACAGAGCAGCCCGCUAGUAACUGCGUCCGGGGGACCUGGCGCACCAGGAGAUAGAAUUAGCAUGCAAAGAACCCCGUCACAACGCACGAUUGCAACGCAGUUGUCGAUCCCACUUUCGACCUCUAUUGGCGCUGGUGCUGGAUUGGCGGUCCCAAAUGCGAGCGGGUCAUCGUCAUCGAACGCAGCCUCCACUGCGACCAGUGGUCCCACAAGCCCAACCACUCCUCAAGUGACAAACAACUCGGCCAGCGAUGGUCAAGCGGCACUCGAGUCGAGCGAUCGGGCAGCAGCAGCAGACGGUUUGAGCGACGGUGCCCCGUCAGCUCUAACGGCAGCGGCGGCUGCCGCAGCAGGUGCCGCUGGCACAAUCGCUGCCACAGCCACCUCUCUCAUCUCGGGCGGUGGGUCAGGCUCGGCGCCCGCAGAGAAGGAUGGCGCGCAAGUGCAGACCCUGCCGACGGCAGCUUCCACUUUUGCGCAAGAGAAUGCACAGAAAGAAGUGCAAAGAACGACGGAGGAUGCGAAUGGAGUGGUACAGGCUCAUGCAGACUCUCUGGCGGCGCAGGCGAGUUGAGAAGCAGCAUCAAGAGGAACAGCGGGGCGGUCGCGAUAAUUUCCGCAGCAGAAGACGCGUCGAGUGAGCGAAGUUUGACGUGAUACGCGACCAUCUCUUAGAUAUAUGGAUCGCUAGCGCACAGUGCGCAGCAGAAACUCGCAAGAUGAGCGGUGCGACGAUGUGGCUUUCGAUACUCUUGCAUCCUCUUAGCAC